Debaryomyces fabryi is the source of this 924-nucleotide messenger RNA. RefSeq lists its product as uncharacterized. The record is from RefSeq and is a predicted model, not a curated record. The transcript has a single exon. NCBI's taxonomy places the organism in Eukaryota, Fungi, Ascomycota, Pichiomycetes, Serinales, Debaryomycetaceae. Bases 1 to 924 code for a protein of 307 amino acids.
AUGAUCAAGAGAUUGUUAAUUAAGGCAUCCAACAGCUAUGAUGCAGAUUACCAAGUAGUUCCCAUCAAUACUCGGAAACCCAUUGAUAUCGAUUCAGAUAUCGGUGUAUUUAGCUUGAUAGUGAAUGUGAGGAACUUUGAUGGAUGCAAUGAGCAUCGCCUGAAUAGUACUUAUAAUGUUGGGGACGAAAAGUUCUUGGAUGGAAGUCCUGUUGAAGAUCCAGCUAAGGAAGAUCCUCUGUACAAGGCCAAUUUGCGGUUGGAGGUGAGUUUUAAGCCGAAACGCCAGAUCAAAGGGUCUGAAUUGCUUUUUGGUAAUGACUUCACUGUACCCAUCAAGUCUUAUGUACCCACAAGCCUUUUGUCUACUGGGUUGAAGUUUUUUACGUAUUUUAUAAAUAAAACUAUCAAGGGAGAAAUCUACGGCGAUAAGCCAUAUCUCUAUGGGCUUGCGUUGAAUAGUUUCACGUAUAUGUCGCUCAACCACGAGAAGAAGGAACCCAUUACCCUGGGUGUCAAGGGGUCUGAAAAUGAAGAGGCAAAAGCAUCCACGGGGGACGACAACUGCAACAGUGACUGUAAAGAAAACCUUAACUCAAAUGAAGACAACACUUUAAAGAUCCCAUCUGAACCGGCACAGAGAAAGCGCUUUUUUAACAACGUCAAUCACUGCGAGAGUUUUGUAUUCAACGACACCACAAACUACGUGUUGCAGUUCGAUACCACGUAUCUUAAAAUGGCUGAUUCCAAGUACUCAGUUUCAAUCCCUACUUUUGGCAAUAGAUCUUUCGAUAUAGAUGUUUCCAACUACGCUAACGAUGAACUCAACAAUUUUAAUUGGGUCAUUAAGCAGGGAGGCUAUGAGGGGGUUGGACACGGCACACUAGGCUUGGUAGUCAAUUUUGCGUUAGUCAAUGAAGACUAA